AAAGCUCCUGCCGUUUCUUUAUAAAUUCCCCCAUCCCAUCCCUAUUUGCUUGUUCUUUAUUCCGAUCUCAGACCCCUCUUUACUAAUCAUAACUAAUACAUUUCCUCUGCAUUCCGUUUAUUCCUGCUAGCUCUACAUUUCGCAAGUAUUUGUCCAGUGCCAUCCUAUUGUAAUCACAUCCAAAGUUAUUCCAGUCUUUUUAACUAAUACAGCAGGUAGUGUGGGUCGUCUCAGUGGAGUGGAAUCUGGAAGGUCUUGUUAUCUCUCUUCUUUGCUCCAUGGUCGUCUGAAAUUUUCUUAUUAAAAAUAUUUCAUACCCAUAUCAUUUUUAUCCAUGAAUGGUAACAAAAACCACCUCUCUCCCCUUUGCCCAAAUUCCAGUGGGAAAUUUGGGUAUGUUCUUUUCUCAAUGAUGGGCUCAGUUCCCCUUCUGGCCUUGUGUUUCUCCGUUCUUCUGAUUGGGGCUGCGGCCGCCGGCCAGAACCGCACCGGCGUGCCGUCGAAGCCGAGUGUGGUCAACAUAGGGGCUCUCUUCACCUUCAAUUCUACUAUUGGGAGGGUGGCGAAGCUGGCGAUUCAGCUCGCCGUCCAGGAUGUGAAUAGCAAUCGGAACCUUCUUGCUGGGACGAUGUUGAACAUCAUUCCACGGGACACGAAUUGCAGUGGAUUUCUUGGAAUUAUUCAAGCCUUGCAGCUGAUGGAGAAUGAUGUGGUUGCCGUAAUAGGUCCACAAUCCUCUGGAAUUGCCCAUGCCAUCUCUCAUGUUGGUAAUGAACUCCAUGUUCCUCUACUUUCAUUUGCAGCGACUGACCCCACUCUCACUUCUCUGCAAUAUCCGUAUUUCCUACGCACGGCUCAGAAUGACUAUUUCCAAAUGAAUGCAAUAGCUGACAUGAUUGGAUAUUAUGGAUGGAGAGAGGUCAUUGCCAUCUUUAUAGAUGAUGAUUAUGGGAGAGGUGGGAUCACUGCUUUAGGUGAUGCCCUUGCAAUGAAACGCUGUAAGCUCACCUACAAAGCUGCCUUCCCUCCUAAUGCUGAUAGAAGUGUAAUUAGUCAGUUGUUGAUAAAAGUGAACCAGAUGGAAUCUCGCGUUUUUGUUGUUCAUGUAAACCCCGACUCGGGGCUUACUGUUUUUUCUGUUGCACAAGAUCUUGAUAUGAUGGCCAAGGGCUAUGCAUGGAUAGCGACAGAUUGGCUUGCUUCUGUUUUGGAUUCAUCCCAACCUCCCAAUCCUGACAUAAUGGGCCCCAUACAAGGGGUCAUUGUUCUCCGCCAACAUACCCCGGCUUCCAAUCGCACACAGGCUUUUAUGUCCAGAUGGAAUAAAAUGCUUCAGAAAGGGAAUGCGACCUCAAGCUUAAACACUUAUGGGUUGUACGCAUAUGAUUCGGUUCUGUUGGCUGCCCAUGCCAUUGACCGUUUCCUUAAUGACGGACAGAAUAUUUCUUUCUCUAAUGAUCCUCGGCUGCAUGAUGCAAAUGGAAGUAGACUGAAUUUAACUGCACUCCGGUACUUUGAUGGAGGUGAUAAGUUACUUGAGAAUCUGCUGCUUACAAAUUUUACAGGGCUAACCGGCCAAGUUCAGUUUGGUUCAGAUAGGAACUUGAUCAAUCCGGCCUAUGAUAUCCUUAACGUUGGAGGGACAGGUGUCCGGAGGAUAGGAUACUGGUCUAAUUAUUCUGGUCUCUCUGCUCCUGAGACUUUGUAUGGAAAGCCACGAAAUGCUUCCACCACUAGCCAACAGCUUUAUAAUGCCAUUUGGCCUGGUGAAACCACAACAAAGCCACGUGGUUGGGGGUUAAACAAUGGGAAGCCUCUGAGGAUAGGAGUUCCAUACAGAACAAGUUAUAAAGAAUUUAUAUCAAACGACACUGGUCCUGAUAAUGUAAAGGGGUACUGUAUUGAUGUGUUUAAUGCCGCAGUUAAACUCUUGUCUUACGAUGUUACACCCUCUUUCAUUCUAUUUGGAGAUGGUCAUAAGAAUCCAAGCUACAACGAGCUUGUGCAGAAGGUUGCUGAUAAUUACUUUGAUGCAGCUGUAGGGGACAUUUCCAUUGUGACAAACAGAACAAGGAUUGUAGAUUUUACGCAGCCAUACAUUGAAUCAGGCCUCAUAAUCGUUGCACCUGUCAAAGAGAUUAACUCAAGUGCUUGGGCUUUCCUAAAACCAUUCACCGUACAGAUGUGGUGCGUUACAGGGGCUUUCUUCCUUUUUGUUGGAGCAGUUGUCUGGAUUCUUGAGCAUCGCAUAAAUUCUGAGUUUCGUGGAUCUCCAAGGAAACAACUUGUGACAAUAUUCUGGUCAGCAUCCUUGACUACUUAUGUUAUUUUUAUUGAUAAAGCAUAUACAAACGGUCAUAAAUUCAAUUGAAAGCUGCUAAACCACAUAUUUUUAAUAAAACAA
This is a messenger RNA of Elaeis guineensis (African oil palm), 2404 nucleotides long. RefSeq names its product glutamate receptor 3.4-like. NCBI's taxonomy places the organism in Eukaryota, Viridiplantae, Streptophyta, Magnoliopsida, Arecales, Arecaceae. The record is from RefSeq and is a predicted model, not a curated record. Gene Ontology annotation, molecular function: ligand-gated monoatomic ion channel activity. Gene Ontology annotation, cellular component: membrane.